This is a messenger RNA of Penicillium argentinense, 888 nucleotides long. RefSeq lists its product as uncharacterized. The coding region runs from base 1 to 888 and encodes 295 amino acids. The record is from RefSeq and is a predicted model, not a curated record. The transcript is spliced from 2 exons. Gene Ontology annotation, molecular function: oxidoreductase activity. NCBI's taxonomy places the organism in Eukaryota, Fungi, Ascomycota, Eurotiomycetes, Eurotiales, Aspergillaceae.
AUGCCUUUUUCCGAUAUUUCUCAACAAGUGGCUGCAAACACCGCCGAGUCUAACAGCAUAAAUGAAGCCCAACAGGUUUAUUCCUGCCGAACGUUAGCUUUGCGCUCAAGUGAGGAUGAUCCUUACAUUCGCCAGAAGUACCGGCCAUUUAUUUUGUGCAACGAUGCAGCCGAGGACUGGAUCGAUAACCUCGAGCUGACCACUGCUUUGAAUAUGGCUGAGAAUAACAUAAAAAUCACCAACGACAGGCUGAAAGUCCUAGUACUUUAUGGCAGUCUCCGGAGAAGAUCAUAUUCGCGGCUAGUGGCCUUUGAAGCUUCUCGGAUCCUUUUUCGUCUCGGCUGUGAUGUCCGUAUCUUCGACCCUGAAGGUCUUCCAGUGAAAAACGACAGCGACCAUAGUCAUCCCAAAGUACAGGAGCUCAGAGAACUCAGUGCAUGGAGCGAUGGGCAUAUUUGGGUUUCGCCUGAACAGCAUGGAAACCUGACAGCGGUAUUCAAGAACCAAAUUGAUUGGAUUCCUUUAAACACUGGAAGCGUUCGCCCUACUCAAGGCCGGACACUUGCCAUUGCCCAAGUGUGUGGAGGAUCACAAUCAUUCAAUGCGGUUAACUCUUUGCGCAUCCUCGGUCGCUGGAUGCGUAUGUUUACUAUCGCGAAUCAGUCCUCAAUUCCAAAGGCCUACACCCACUUCCCAGACGAAGGUCAAGCAGGAGAUCAACGGCUCAUACCUAGUGGCAACCGGGAUCGUCUGGUGGAUUGCAUGGAGGAAUUCGUCAAAUAUACAAUCCUCAUACGCCCGCACAUCGAGCUUUUUGGCGAUCGCUUCAGCGAGCGGGAGGAGAAGAGAUUGAAAGAUGCGAAAGAAAAUCCUCAUUCGGCUAUUUAA